CCCAUUGCGCAUAACCACAUACGGACGGGCGGGAUAUUUCUUUGGCAGGGAUGAAGGGGAGGUUAAAUCUUUAACGUCGGGAGGGUUGCUGCUAGCGAUGAUAAGGGAUCGACGACAAUCUUCUGAGUUUACGCACGCACAUGGUCACCUCAAACACGCACACACGGCACGCCAACUUGGACCAGCCGGGUGCCGGGGUGGUGGUGAUGACUUUGUCCGUCUAAGACAGCCGCGCACGCCUCGCAGCCUUCCGGGUUGGCGGCUUGUUUAGCAUCGAUGAGAAAUGGACUUUCUACAACAGUGUGCGUGUCCACUCAUAGCUACUGGUGCUACUUUCUAUCUA
This is a messenger RNA of Aplosporella prunicola CBS 121167, 343 nucleotides long. RefSeq lists its product as uncharacterized. The transcript has a single exon. Bases 98 to 271 code for a protein of 57 amino acids. NCBI's taxonomy places the organism in Eukaryota, Fungi, Ascomycota, Dothideomycetes, Botryosphaeriales, Aplosporellaceae. The record is from RefSeq and is a predicted model, not a curated record.